This is a messenger RNA of Camellia sinensis, 1845 nucleotides long. Its product is annotated as cytochrome P450 86A1. Lineage: Eukaryota; Viridiplantae; Streptophyta; Magnoliopsida; Ericales; Theaceae. The record is from RefSeq and is a predicted model, not a curated record. Gene Ontology annotation, molecular function: monooxygenase activity; oxidoreductase activity, acting on paired donors, with incorporation or reduction of molecular oxygen; iron ion binding.
CACUCACAUGGAAAACCCACUUCUCUUCUUCACUGUCAUUGCUGCCACGUCAGCAUAUCUCCUCUGGUUCUACCUCUUAGCCCGCCGCCUCACCGGUCCACCUGUCUGGCCUUUCGUGGGCAGCCUCCCGGUUCUUUUCCUGAACCAGCGCCGCUUCCACGAGUGGAUAUCCGAAAAUCUCCGCUCCACCGGCGCCGCCGCCACGUACCAGACUUCCACCAUCUGUGUACCUUUUCUUGCAAGUAAACAAGGGUUUUACACAGUCACUUGUCACCCGAAAAACAUCGAACACAUUCUCCGAACCCGGUUCGACAACUACCCGAAGGGUCCGAUUUGGCAAACCGCCUUUCAUGAUCUUUUGGGUCAAGGCAUUUUCAACAGCGACGGCGAGACGUGGCUUAUCCAGCGCAAAACCGCCGCUCUCGAGUUCACGACCCGGACUCUCCGACAGGCCAUGGCUAGGUGGGUGAACCGGACCAUCAAGACCCGGUUAUGGCACAUUUUAGCGAAAGCAUCAACCGAAAAUAUUGCUGUAGAUUUACAAGAUUUGUUGCUUCGUUUAACUUUUGAUAACAUUUGCGGACUCACAUUCGGGAAGGACCCGGAAACGUUAUCCCUCGAUUUACCCGAGAACCCGUUUGCAAACGCAUUUGAUUCCGCAACCGAAGCCACUCUUCAACGGUUACUUUACCCGGGUUUUCUAUGGCGGUUGAAGAAGAUACUGGGGUUCGGAGCCGAAAUGAGGUUAAAAAAGAGCCUCGACGUAGUCGAAAACUACAUGACCGAGGCUCUGGAAGCUCGGAAAGAGUCUCCGUCAGACGAUCUCUUGUCUCGUUUCAUGAAGAAACGAGACAUAGACGGAAAUCACUUUCCGAGCUCAGUCCUCAAGCGAAUCGCUCUCAAUUUCGUCCUCGCAGGACGAGACACGUCGUCAGUCGCUCUCAGCUGGUUCUUCUGGCUCGUCAUGAACAACCCAAGUGUCGAACAAAAAAUCAUAAAUGAAAUAGUAAAUACCUUAAAAGAUUCGCGCGAUCCCGAUGAUCCUAGAACAUGGUUCGAAGAGCCUCUGUCCUUCGACGAAGCCGACAAAUUGAUUUAUCUUAAAGCGGCAUUGGCCGAGUCGUUGAGAUUGUACCCUUCGGUACCGGAGGAUUUCAAGUACGUCGUAAACGACGACGUUUUGCCCGACGGAACGAAAGUGCCGGCCGGUUCGACCGUGACGUACUCGAUUUAUUCUGUGGGAAGGAUGGAGACUAUAUGGGGAGAGGACUGUUUGGAGUUUAAACCGGAGAGGUGGUUGUCGGAGCGGGGAGACCGGUUCGAACCGCCAAAAGAUGGGUACAAGUUUGUGGCGUUUAAUGGCGGUCCGAGGACUUGUCUCGGGAAGGACUUGGCUUACCUGCAAAUGAAGUCAGUGGCUUCGGCUGUGCUGUUGCGUUACCGGCUAUCACUGGUUCCCGGUCACCGGGUCGAACAGAAGAUAUCCCUGACUUUGUUCAUGAAGCAUGGGCUUCGUGUGUAUUUGCAUCCACGUGACCUGGCAGCUCCUGGGUUAUCCACGUAUGCAUAAGUGGAGGGCUUUUUCGUCUUAAAGGCUUUUUCAGGUGGUGCGUUGAAGGGAAAUUGGUAAUUUAAUUUGUAUUUACUUUCGUUAUAUACAUUUCCAUCAAAGUGUUUGCUUUUUGGUUGGGGUGGUUCAAUUUGAGCAUGGUCGUUGGUCGUACACAGGAGGGUAUUAUAGUAAAUGGAAAAGGUUCUGUUUUUUAUCCAAAAUAUUUAUAGAUAUGGGUUUUCUUUUAUUUGUCGAUAAUAAUAAAACAUAAAUAUACAUGUUCUUAUUUUUAA